AUAAAUAAUGUCUGGAUUGGGAAGAUUAAUGUACCAGGAAACAGAACAUGGCCAACACAUCACUCUCACCAAUCCUUGUGAUUCUCUUCUGGGGUUUAACUCUUGCAACUGGAAGAAGACUCUCACCACUCACCACCACUACUGCAACAUUCUCAUCAUCCCCCACUGAUGGUAUUUGCUCAUCUAUGGUCAAAACACAAGCCUAUACUUGCGAAGAACAUUUGGUGACAACACAAGAUGGUUAUAUUCUUAACAUGCCAAGAAUUAAAGUGGGAGAAUUAAGGGGGCCACCUGUUCUUCUACAGCAUGGGCUUUUCAUGGAUGGCAUAACAUGGUUAUUACUACCUUCAAAGCAGUCUCUUGCAUUUCUUCUAGCGGAUAAUGGGUUUGAUGUUUGGGUUGCUAACACACGUGGAACCAAGUAUAGCCGGCAACAUAUAACUUUACCUACUAAUAGCUCGGAUUACUGGAAUUGGUCAUGGGAUGAAUUAGUUGCAUAUGAUCUUCCAGCCACAUUCAAGUAUGUGCAUGAUCUAACUGGACAAAAACUGCACUAUGUUGGUCACUCACAGGGAACUUUGAUUGCGUUGGCUGCUUUUUCCCAAGACCAGUUACUGAACAUGUUGAGAUCUGCUGCCUUGCUUAGCCCAAUUGCUUAUGUUGGUCAGAUGACUUCACCCCUUGCUAAAAAUGCAGCUGAAAACUUCAUUGCAGAGUCACUGUACAACUUUGGAGUCUUUGAAUUUAAUAUGAGAGGGGUCUCUGUUAUAAAGUUUCUUAAGGACUUGUGCAAUAACACAGGCAUUGAUUGCACCAACUUGUUGACCUCUUUCACAGGCCCAAAUUGCUGCCUUAACCCUUCCAUUGUAAAUGUUUUUUUGGAUCACGAGCCUCAGUCAACAGCAACAAAGAACAUGAUCCAUCUAUCUCAGAUGAUCAGAGAAGGAACCACUUCAAUGUUUGAUUACCAGAAUCAAGAUGAGAACAUAAAACACUAUGGACAGCCUACUCCUCCAGCAUACGACAUGACAAGAAUUCCAAAUGAGCUUCCUCUCUUCCUGAGUUAUGGAGGCGCUGAUGCUCUUUCUGAUGUUAAGGAUGUGCAACGUCUGCUAGAAAUUCUUAAAGAUCAUCACCCAGAUAAGCUUGUAGUGCAGUACAGAAAUGAUUAUGCACAUGCAGAUUAUGUUAUGGGUGAAAAUGCUUAUCGAGAUGUCUAUGAACCUCUUAUAUCUUUCUUUAGGCUCCAGUGAUAUCUAGUGAAUAAUACAUCCUAUAGAAUUUUAUUA
Vigna radiata var. radiata (mung bean) is the source of this 1289-nucleotide messenger RNA. Its product is annotated as triacylglycerol lipase 1. Gene Ontology annotation, biological process: lipid metabolic process. NCBI's taxonomy places the organism in Eukaryota, Viridiplantae, Streptophyta, Magnoliopsida, Fabales, Fabaceae. The record is from RefSeq and is a predicted model, not a curated record. Bases 48 to 1253 code for a protein of 401 amino acids. Gene Ontology annotation, molecular function: hydrolase activity, acting on ester bonds. The transcript is spliced from 9 exons.